Molecule: messenger RNA, 3639 nt
Organism: Lingula anatina
Lineage: Eukaryota; Metazoa; Brachiopoda; Lingulata; Lingulida; Lingulidae
Source: RefSeq, a predicted model, not a curated record
AUGCAAGCAGCAUUGACAGUUUUAGAGCAGGACAUCCCUACUGUCCAUCCAGAUGUCCUGAUAUCACUGGACGGUGUCCAGAACGCUUCGGUUAAGAGGAUGCUAGAAAACAUGGGUGUCAAACACAUCAGUUCAGAGGAUGUUAUCAAAAAACAUGUCCUUCCAUGCUUUGCCUCUGGGAAAUGGAAAGAGAAGUCAACUGAUUUGCUGCUGGCCUACGUUCAACUGAUCAAAGAGCAGUGGACCAGUGACAAGCAGUCCUUGAACAUGCUGGAAGUGAGGAGGGCCAUUCAAGUUCAAUUGACCAGUGGUCAUUUUGUCAACCCACAAGACACAACAGUACAACUUUCCGUGGAAUAUCUCAGCAUGUUUGAUCUUCCCAGCAUGUUUCCAGACUCUGUCUGGAACAUUGUCAGUAGUGCCUACCUAGACCUUUCUGGCUUGUCAUCCAAACAGACCACUUCAAACAGGCAACAAUGGAAGAUGUUUCUUUUGGCACUAGGAGUCAAGGAAUUCCUGGCUGUGGACAAACAAGAAGUGGUCCUAAAACACAGCGAAUUGGAUUCAUCUCCUUGGGCCUGGAUGAAGGACUUGUUCCCUGCAUAUGAGGGCAGAUACUACAUUGAUGAUCAGGUUUGCCCACAGUUUGACCAGCUGACCAGCCAAGUGGACAGUCCAGCCAAAUACCAGCAGAUGGUGGUUCUACUCCAGGCAUUAGAUGGCUUGUGGGAGGCUCAGUAUGCCAAUUACAAACUGGCCACAGUUUACGACGAGGACAAAAAAGAACUGAAACAAGUGGAGUCGUCAUUUUUUAUGAAUGUGAAAAAGUUGCCGUGGAUACCAUCAGAGAAAGGAAAAUUUGGUGCUUACAGAAAUAGAGGUGGUUCCAUUGACCAUUUAGAGAUGGAAAAUGUACUUCUGCAUGGCAGCAGCAUAUAUAUAAGGUACAGAGAAAUAGAAAGUCUGCUAGGAGAGCAUGUUCCAUAUCUUGCAAGGGGGAUUCAUUUGAAAUCAGCUCUGUGCAAAGAACUUGGAAUACAAACUUUCUUGUCUAAUGAAGCCAUACUUGAACAUCUAAGAGAAUGGUCCGAGGCAAGCAGUCAAGGCCAAAUAUUUCUCACCACAGUAAGGCAUAUGAAGAAUGUGUAUUGGCAUUUUGAAAGUAGAUAUACAGCAGAUGAACUGAAAGAAUUGUUUGGUCAGAAUGACUUCAUAUUUGUUCCUAAUGAAGAUGGCGCCACUUACCAGACCAAUGCAUUUGUAGCUGGUGAAUUUCUGCCUUUGAAGAUGGUGUGUUGGCAUGAUCCCACGGGUUUGGUGCAGAAAUAUGGUGCACAGGGGAAAGGUGCUGGAAUGACUGGUCAAAAAGAGAAAUACAAGAGGGAAUUGGCCCAUGUCUAUCAUGACAUGGAAGCAUUCUUCAGAGGUAUUUUACAAGUCAUGGAAACCCCCACUAUGAAAGAGUAUGUUCAACUUCUACAGGAAAUAGCAGAAGAGAACCCUGUGCCCAACCACGCAGCCACACUCCAUGCUUACAAGAUUUUUGAAAUACUUGGCCAGAAAUGCAAAAAGAAGGAAAACCCAAGUGGCAUUGUUGGCCAGAAAGGGAGAGGCAUCCUCUCAGAACCCACAGAUGCUUCCAAUGUGGAAUUGGACUCGAUUUUUGCAGGGCAGUUGAAACAUUUACUGGAAACUGCUGAUGUGAUACCGACCUCCAGCAACAAGUGGGUUCAGAUUCAAGAGGAUCCGCUCCUGGCGGAUGACCCACGUCUUGCAGAGCUCUUCAAGAAACAGGUGGCUGAGAAGAUCCUGCUGGUGGCUGAACCUGUAACAGUUGUUUCAGGUAUUCAGCAGUCUAGUUCUGAGGACCAAGUUACUGAAUUGAGGUCAAGGGCAGAAUUUUUCUUCAAGGCUGUUGGAAUCAAAACUCUUUCCGAGGGCGUAGAACAGGAGGUGGUCCCAGAGAGCACACGCCCAAGCCCAGAAGUUCAGCAAUAUAUUCAUAAAGUGGUGCCUUAUAUACAACAGUUUUUGUUUUCCUUUCACCCCACUGUGUACAAGAAACUGCAAGAAAAGAAGGUGUCUGCUGUCUUGAAACUUCUUUUGUUUUACCAGAGCAGUAAGCUGGAUGUUGUGUACAGACUGAGAGACAAGCCACGUGUUAAUGUGACCGUGCAAGAAAAGUGCAUCUUGCAGAACGAGCGUGAGUUUUAUGUCCACAAGGACAGCGUCAAAUCCUACAGAGAUAUGGACAAGGAGCUGGUGAAGAUUUUCCUUCCAGCUUCUGCACAAGAUUUGGAGACUGGGCUCCUGAAUUUUCUGCAGGUUUUGAGGAUGCACAUCCAGAAGCCAGAUGGUGGGAUGACAGAUGCAGACUUCCAGAGAGAACAGAAGAUGAAGGCUUUGCCUGAAGAGGAGGAAAGAUGGGCGGUGCCAGAACCUGACCAGCUGUUAAUAAGACCCUCUCAAAAGACUGAAUCUAAGGAGCAUCCUCUUGAUGACCUUAACUGGACUGAGAAAGAUGAGAAAGCAAAGAAGAAAAAGAACCCUCCAGAGGCAGGAGAACUUACAUCCUGGCCACCCCCACCACCAAAGGAAAAAAUGGGUCCACCAACUGAUUCGGAAAGAUCCCAACCACAAGCUACAGGCAAGCCUUCAACGGGCAGCGCUCCAAUUUCUGAGCCAUUGCACUUACAUGUAAAAGAUGGAGAUAACCAUGCAUCUCAAAGAGCACAGAAAGACCAUGGUCCUUUCAGUCAGGUGGGAACUAGUCCUGUCUUGCCUCAAAUACAGCCAUCUAGUGGACAGAAUCAAGUGACGAAGGCAGACAGCAGAGAUGCCCCAAUAGACCAAGGGCAGAGUAGCAGCACAACUGAAGAUGGCUCUGUUGGAAGACCUGUUGACAAGACAGGACAAGUUGUCAACCAAAGACCAGAACAAACCCAGCAUGUUCCUGACAGUGUUCCAACAGUGCAGCACCAAGCCCUCCCUCAGUUUGGUGUACCCUCUCAGUUUGGUUUCAGUGUUCCUGGUCCACAAGUAGACCCUUCACACCAUCAUCAGCAGGGGAGUCAAGACAUGGGAUCCCGUGGUGGAGAAUCGGAUUUAUUUUCUCUGUUUUCCUCACCACCACGGUCUCUGGGGCCUGCACUAUUUGGCCCCGGAGACAGCAUAGAACAAGUGCAAUAUGAAGACACCACUGGUAUUAAUAUAGAGACUGCACUUCCUCCAGUUGCUGAGGUUCUUGUCGGCGAUAAGAAGCAUAUCGGGGAAUGGGGAGAGAAGUGGGUGAACAGUUUCUUGCAGGCCAAGUUCAGGGAGCAGAUAGAGAAGAAAUACCUUGUUAUCCAUUGGGUGAAUGAGAAACAAGAAUCUGGGAAGCCUUUUGAUUUCUGUAUUGAGUGGAUUGCUGAAGAAAAGCAGGUCUUUAUUGAGGUGAAAAGUACUUUUGCAGAAAAUAAAGACAUGUUUGAGAUCUCGUCCCAAGAGCUUAAGGCUGCACAGAAGUUGAAAAAAAAUUACCAGAUUUACAGGGUGUAUAAUGCUGGUAAUAGCUUUCAGCCUGUGAAACUCAGGGUUCUGGAGAAUGUCCUGCAACUUCUGGAUAGCAAAGCCAUAAAAAUGAGCAUGUGGUUGUAG